AUACCCUAGAACUUCAUAAUUGUAUGUAUUUAUAUAGCAUUUCAAACAUUUAAUCUUCCACAUUCCAAACAUUUCAAAGUGAUUACAUCUCAGUUAUCUCAUUUUAACACCACAGCGCUCCUGUGAUGCUAGUGAUACUAGUAUAUCUAGAAGCUAGAAGUUAUUACUGAUUUGCAGAAGACCAUAAAGUUAAUGGAAAAGCUGAGACAAGAGCCCAGUUUGGCAGGCUAUUCAUCCAGGACACUUUCUGCUUUAUCACAAGGAGUGUUUUAAAAUUAUCUGCUUUCUGUCAUCACCAAAGUCAGCUGAUAUGUUGGGCUAAGCUUUCAAAAAUUUGAAAUAUAUACUGGCAACAUGAGAGUUCUACGUGUGUACUUUGGUAUCAUUGUUAUGUUUGGGUCUGAUAAGAUCAAGAAAUGAUAUAAGGGCUUUCUCUUUCCAAGCUUUUGAAUCACCCUACCAAGUCAGUGUAUUGGAAGUAUACUGGAUCAUUAAGACUCUUUCACUCUUCCUGACUUAGAAACUUUUCAAGUUUUUCUUGUAAUAAAAGACUUAAACUGCAGGUAUCUGAGAAGACUGUGCUAUGGUUCUUGAGUGUGUAAUUGCUUCUUUUCUCUCCUCUUUUAGUUCUUGAGUUUUUAAACAUGCGCUCAUCAUACCACCCUCAUAAACUCUGGUCAAAACCAAAAGCUUGUCAGAUCCAUGACCACAACACAGAAACUUUUGUGUCCUUUACACCAGAGGAACAAUUUCCCGGAAGACUCUUCUAAAACCUUUCCCUUCCCCUGGCCUUCCUUGGAAAAACAAACCAAUUUGGGAACAGCGAUACAUGAAGACCUUAGAUCCUAGAGAAGGGAUGUGUGUGUGUGUGUGUGUGUAUCUGUGCCUGUGUAAUUGGGAUAAGGAAGAAGGAUGGGAGGGGAAUUCUGUCCUUGAUACUGUCCAGGUAAUCAUGAAAGUUGGUAACUAAAGGAAUAGGUGGGCACAUAGUCUCACUUGUGAUGGAAUUCAUCUUCUGUUCCUGUCUCUAUGCCCUUUGCCCAUAGUCUACUGACUUUUAUCCCCCAAAUAUGUCCCAGGCCCUGUAUUACCUCUUCUUUUUUUCCCAAGGGAUCAUCUCUUCAGUUUUCAUUGUAAUGUAGCCAAGACUUGUAUAAAGUUGUUGAUUGGAUCUGAAAUGGAAAUUUAAACAUUUCACUGACUGCUUCAAGUAGAACUGCAUGGUUGCUGACAGAUUAGAUACAAACGUGUUUAAUGUACCAGAUCCAUUUUGGUGAGGUUGUUGUUCCGUAUCAUUCCUUCCAUUAUGUAGAUAGCAUAACUGGAAUAUUUGUACCCUCAGAUUUUUUUUUUUUAUUGUUUGAUUUCCACGUGCUAUUUUGAUUUUCUGUGAUCAUACAGUAACCUUUUCUUGAUAUCUAAUUUAGAUAGAAAGUCUGUGGUUAUGUCCUUUCCUUAACUUCCUCCUAAGUGUUCGACUUCAGCAAUGGAGAGGGGAGGGGAGGGAAGGGAAGAGGAGAGGAGAGAGAAAAGAGUGCUAGAGUCAGACUUGGAGGUUGGAGAAUUAUUAGGGUACAUUUCUGCCUGAAUGUAUGUUAUUGGUUGAAUUUUGGGGUUGGGUACAACCCCAAAAGCAUGUCUUGUAAAUUCUAACCUGUAUGCCUGCAAUUAUAAUCCCAUAUAACCCCUUUUCUUGCACUAAAGUGGUAUUUGUAUUUUUUUUCUUUUUUUGUAGAAUUGACAUUUUCACAAGGUUGAGUCUACCUAUCCAUGGGCAUGGUGGCCCUGGUGACUGAGAUGGCAUCUUCUGUAAACAUCCUGGGGCCUGUCUUGCUCCUACUGUUCCCCCUGUGGGGACAGCUCAUGCAUGGCCAGAACCUCUCCCGGAAGCAGUUCAUGAAACAGCACCACCUGAGGCCAAGCCUGGAAUUCAACCAAUACAAGUGUGAUGUCCUCAUGAGGGAAAUAGAGGGUCUGAAAGAGAAGAACUCUCACAUCUUCCUCUAUAUCGCAUGGCACCAAAUUGCAAAUAUUUGUUUUAAGACCUGGAGAGAGCGGUACAGAAAUAUGUACGUAUGGGCCCAUCAACCCUUCAAAAUACUCAGCUGUAAAAGGAAGAAUUUCAAUUAUAGCUACACAGAGAAAAGGAGCUACAGCCACAUUGAAUUCCAUUGUAGCGUGAAAGGGUAUGUUGAUAGCAUAGAGGACAUGCGAGUGCUAGAGUAUAUUGAUACCUAGAAGGUCUACCCGCCUACCUAGGUUUUAGUAAAUGGAUCUGUGCCCAAGUGGUGGGCCCUACCUACACCAAUAGAUCUUGCCACUCUCCACUUUGUGAUUUACAUAUCAACAGUUUCAAACUACUUAGAAUUAUGCAUCACAGUGUUUCUUGAUACCAUAAAUUUACCUAAGCUGUUUGUGUCUGAAAUACCCUUUUGUCCCAUUGGCCUGAUUUACUCCUACAAUUUUUCAACAUUCAACUCAUAUGGCAUCUUCUCUUGACUAACCCAGGACUUUUCCUAAUAUUGGCUCUACUUAUGCCUACCCAAGUCACAUAAUUUUCCCUUCCUUGUAAAAAACUUUAUUAUCCCAAUAUGUGUGACAUUUGUAUCUGAUAAGUGCAGAGCAUGUGUUGUGUUAUAGGUGCUAUGGGUGUGAUAUAGAUUUUGCUUGGAUGUGAUUUGUGCUGUGUAGCUUUAAGGUGUGUUAUAUGCGUGUGUCUACUGUGUAUGAUAUGUUUUAUGUUUAUGACAAGCGUGUGAAUGUUUAUGUGCUAAGCUGGGCACAACUUGUGACCAGGUAUUGUGCUAGGCAUUGGUUGUGGGGACAUGCUGAGUUCCAUUUAGAAUGAGGGUGGGAACGGGCAGAGUUGACUGAGUGCGCAAUAUGUAGCUUAAUUCCUGGCUCAUAGUAGAUACUUAGACAAAAUUGGUUUUCUUCUUUUCCCAUCCUUUGGCUUGAUACUUUAAUCUUGGCUUUUGAAAAAAGAAACAUGACAAGUGUCCACCCACCACCUGUUCUCUCUGGCUUAAGAAGGUAGGAGUUUCUAAUAUAAAAAACAGUAGGCUGUUAUUCUGUGAGGAAGCUCUAAAUUUGCAGAGUAAAAAAGAGCCCUUCCUCCAUCAGCCACAGACUGGCAGAGCUCCCUACGGAACUGUUUCU
Messenger RNA from Loxodonta africana (African savanna elephant), 3159 nucleotides. RefSeq names its product epididymal protein 3B (gene EDDM3B). The record is from RefSeq and is a predicted model, not a curated record. Lineage: Eukaryota; Metazoa; Chordata; Mammalia; Proboscidea; Elephantidae. Bases 1771 to 2238 code for a protein of 155 amino acids. The transcript has 2 exons.